UGUGCGCGCGCGCGCGCGCGUGUGUGUGUGUCUGGCGGCUGGCCAGUGAUUUCCCAUAAACCACAUGCCCCACAAGCCCGCCCGCUUAAAAGGCUGUGCCGAGGGCUGGCCAGUGAAGCUCGGCUGGGGGAAAGUGAAAGUUUGCCUGGGUCUCCUCGGCGCCGCCGCUGCUCUCUGCAUCCCGGGACAGCGGCGCAGCCGGGGCCGGGGCGCAGGCUCCGUAGCGACCGGCGAGCAAGCGAGCGAGCUAGCAGACGAACCAGAGUGGCCGACACGCCGGGCCAGGACCCAGCUGCCCGUAUGACCUCGCGGGGCGCCGUGGGGCGCUGCCCUUCCUCGUCAUGGCUGGGCCCCCAGCUACUGCUGGUCUGUCUCCUGGUGAGCAGAAGUAUUGCCAAGGAGGUGUCAGAGCACUGUAGUCACAUGAUUGGGAAUGGACACUUGCAAUUCCUGCAGCAGCUGAUCGACAGCCAAAUGCAGACCUCAUGCCAGAUUGUCUUUGAAUUCGUAGACAAGGAACAGCUGGAUGAUCCUGUUUGCUACCUUAAGAAGGCAUUUUUCCUGGUACAAGAUAUAAUGGAAGACACCAUGCGCUUUAAAGACAAUACCCCCAAUGCCAAUGCAACUGAGCGGCUCCAGGAACUCUCUCUGAGGCUGAAGAGCUGCUUCACCAAGGAUUAUGAUGAGCAGGACAAGGCCUGUGUCCGAACUUUUCGUGAGACUCCUCUCCAGAUGCUGGAGAAGAUCAAGAAUAUCUUUAAUGAAACAAAGAAUCUCCUUGAAAAGGACUGGAAUAUUUUCAGCAAGAACUGCAACAAUAGCUUUGCUAAGUGCUCUAGCCAAGGUGUGGUGACCAAGCCUGAUUGCAACUGCCUGUACCCCAAAGCCAUGCCUAGCAGUGACCUGGCCUCUGCCUCCCCUCAGCAGCCCCUCGCCCCCUCCAUGGCCCCUAUGGCUGGCUUGGCUUGGGAUGAUUCUCAGGGGAUAGAGGGCAACUCCCUCUUGUCCAGUGAGCAGCCUCUUCGCACAGAGGACCCAGGCAAUACCAAGCAGCGACCACCCAGGAGCACCUGCCAGAGCCUCGAGUCACAGGAGACCCCAAGUCACAAGGACAGCCUCACUGAGGGUUCACCACAGCCUUACCCUUCUGUGGGGGGCCCCAUCCCUGGGGUGGAGGACAUUCUCGAAUCUGUAGUAGGCACUAACUGGGCCCUAGAAGAGGCCUCUGGAGAGGCCAGUGAGGGUCUUUUGCCACAGGAGGUAAAGCCUUCCCCCUCCAAGCCAGUAGGGGGCAGUAUCCAGGCAGAGACAACCAGAUCCAGUGACCUAUCAGCAUCUUCUCCACUCCCUGCAUCAGCAGAGGACAAACAGCCAACGGAUGUGCCAGGCACCCCCUUCGCAGAGGCGGACCCCAUGAAACUCACUGGCCAGACCCAGAAUCACACUCCUGAGAAGAAAGACAGUUCAUCUACUCUGCUUAGAGAGCACCAGGAGCCAGGCUUUCCUCACACUGCAGCACAGAGUCCCCAAGGCCUCAGCAACCUGGCCACCCUCUCUGCUCAGCCACUGUUCCCCAGAAGCCACUCAUGGGGCAUUGUCCUGCCCCUCAGGGAACUGGAGGGCAAGAGGAGCUUCAGGGAUCGGAGAAGCCUGGCAGAGCUGGAAGAAGGACCAGCAAGUGAGGGGGCAGCCAGGCCUCUGGCCCAUUUUAACUCCAUUCCUUUGACUGACACAGGCCAUCAGGCGAAUCCCAUGGGAUCCAUCGACCCCCAGCUCCCUGGAUUUGUCUUCCAUCUGCUGGUGCCCAGCAUCAUCCUGGUCUUGCUAGCGGUCGGGGGUCUCCUGUUCUACAGGUGGAAGUGGAGGAGCCAUCGAGAGCCUCAGACAUCGGAUUCUUCUGUGGGGCAGCCAGAGGGCAGCCUCCUGACCCAGGAUGAGGACAGACAAAUGGAACUGCCUGUAUAGAGAGGACUCCAAGCUGGGCACACAGGACUAUCUCUCCAUAGAAAGAGACGUUAAUGGGCGUGUCCACCACCACCAUCCCCAGCCAUCCUUCUGGGAAUGUGGCCUGCCACUACCAGAACUCCCGCCUACCAGGACUGGAUCAGAGCAGGCCUGCUGGGGUCAAUCCACCUUGAUCCUUAGACCCUCAACUAACUGAGAGAGGGCUGGAGGAUGCCCCCCACACCGCCACUAUUUAUUGUGGGCCCUGGAGGCUCCCUAUAAUCGAAGAAGGCUGGCCAGCCAGCUCAGGACCCUCUCCCUCAGGGGCUGCACCCACCUCUUCGAUCCAAGCCAGAACCUGGCAAGGGCCCCACAGGCCUGUAUGGCCACUUGGAGACCAGGGUGAACAAUAAGGAGCAGAAGAGCCCUAUGCCCAGAAGACCUGUCUGGUGCCAAGGAAUCCCAACACAGACAGGCAGGGACCUGUUUCUGUAGAGGAGGGCCUAAGAUUUGCAGGGCGGGACUGCACAGGCCUGAUUUCCAGGAAAGGCAUAAAGGUGAACAGCGCAAAAGACAAGUGGAGGCUUUUGGCUGUUUGUGCUGACAGCUUAAAGGGGUCUGUCUACACCCUCAACUUGCCUAACUGUCCUCUGCUAGCCAGACAGCAAGAGGAGGCCAGCCCUGCCCUCAGGACCUGCCUGACCUGGUUCAUGAUGCCAAGAGGAGGACGAAGCUCUGGCCUAGGCUCCUCCUUCCCACCAGCCCCUGCCAGAGUUCCUCUGAGAGGCCCUGCAGAGGUGCCCCUCAUGAAGGAAGCCAUUGCACUGUGAAUACUGAACCUGCCUGCUGAACAACCUGACCUGUCCAUUCCCAUGAGUGACCAUCCGUCCGAAUGUCCUCCCGCCCCCUAUGUCAUCCUCUCCUCAGCUUCCUGCAAUGAGCUGGACUCACCUGUCGACUGAGGGAGCCCCUAAGCCCUGACCUUCUCCUGCCCCAGCCUUUGACUUCCCAGGGUGGAGCUGUGGGAGAGCUGUCCUAGUCCACCAGCCUGAGCAGGUCUUGAGGCUGUGUUGUUCACCCAGGUUUCUGCAUCUUGCACUUUGACAUUCCCAGGAGGGAAGUGACUAGUGGGAGGGAGAAAGGGGGUAGAGGGGAAGCAGAGGCAGAGAGGCCACAGGAAGAGCCCCGUGAAAAUGGGUCUUGAUAAUAAUGUGUAUGUCCCUAAAGUUGAGGUUGGUGGCUAUACCCCCAACCCCUCAGUCCAGUCCUCUUCUUCUGUUGCCUACAGCCUGGGGCUAAGCAGGUUAUCCAGUCAGGAGCUCUGGGGGCUGGGCUGUAUUUCAGCCCCAGAUGUACAUCUCCAGCUCCCAUCUGGUCUUUUUUCUCUAGACCUGACCCUGGUAGGCAGUGAUACCCUCCCAGUCUCACCCACCCCACUCUGCCAUCUCUGGCCAAGCAAGCCAGUGCUAAAGAGGGAUCAAGAGAUAGGUUGUCUGCUUCCAACUCUGCUCUGAGGGCCUCUGCUCCCUGGGCCAGGCCUGUCUGUGACUCUGAGACCUGGGUCUGGAUACAAGGCUGUCACUUGACCCUUGAUCUUUUUAUGCUGCUGCGUCCCUCCUUUCUUGCCCUGGCUACUGGGCCUACAACCUUUCUGACCAGAGAGACUGCGGGUCUGCAGGUCCCCCCAAGCCCUGUCCUGAGAUGGUUGAGGGGAAGGGCAGUGGAGAACUUUCUUAUGGGCUUAUCCUUCUAGACACAGACUAUAUUCCAUGCUAAAAUAAAUAAAUAAAUAAAUACGUAUUUAAAAAUAGAAGGAAAAACACAGAAAAAAAAAAGGCAUUCUUCCCUUACCCCUCCACCUUAAACAUAUAGUAUUAAAGUCAGUCUAGCAAAUCAACCCAUUGCAAGAAGCUCUUUGUGGGUGCCUGGUGACAUCAGAGCAGGAGGAGCCCCAAAUCCACCUCUGGGUGCCUCCCUGGCACAGGAACCCCUUCUUUCCUCUGAGAAAGCCCAGAGGGAACAUGGGCUCACAAACUGUGAGACUGCGUUUUUAUACUUGGAAGUGGUGAAUUAUUUUAUAUAAGUCAUUUAAA
Nannospalax galili (Upper Galilee mountains blind mole rat) is the source of this 4037-nucleotide messenger RNA. It is a transcript of the gene Csf1, whose product is annotated as colony stimulating factor 1. Gene Ontology annotation, biological process: positive regulation of macrophage differentiation; osteoclast differentiation. The transcript has 9 exons. Gene Ontology annotation, cellular component: membrane. The record is from RefSeq and is a predicted model, not a curated record. Lineage: Eukaryota; Metazoa; Chordata; Mammalia; Rodentia; Spalacidae. Bases 301 to 1965 code for a protein of 554 amino acids. Gene Ontology annotation, molecular function: growth factor activity; cytokine activity.